AUGGGCCACAAAAACUCAAAGACAUCCACAACCAUCAUCAAAUCACAACAACAACAGGCUCGCAACCACAACAACAAUCAUUCAACCAUUCUUCCAAUCACAUCCCCUUCCUCCUCAAAACCUCCUCUUCAAAAUCCUUCUCCAUCUUCCUCCGCAGCAAAUUCUCAUGAAUUCUUACCACCAAGUUUAUUUGCUUCCUAUUUGAACACAACUUCGUCGUCAUCGAUCGUACAACAAUUUCAUACAAAGCUUUCCGAAGAGCAAUGUCAGCUCAUGAUCAAGGGAGUGAUUCAAUCGUAUUUUGGAAUACCAAAUAUAUUUCCAGUGUUUUCCGAGGAAUUGUUUGAAAGCAUUUGGGCCUUGCAGAAUAUUUUGGCAGCUGACAGCACUCGAAAUUUAAUGUUGGCCUACUCGGAAGAGCUGUAUUGGGUCAAUGGUGGCUCUAUCAGCGGAAAUGACACUCAAGAAGGAUCACAAACGCCACUUUCUUCAGUGUCUCCACGACUUGCCAAAACUCACGAUAUAUUUUCACCCAUUUUCUACACGCGAGAUCAAUUAUUGAAAAAUUCUUCCUCGAAUCGAUCACACCAUCAUGAUGGCUCUUUGUCCAAAACUUUGGAAACAAACUAUUCGACAACGACUUUACAAAAUUCUUUUACCUCUAAUUCUCUACCAAAUACUACUAACAUGUCACGACUCAAACAUUUAACCAUCGAAUGGAGCAUCAAAUUGAUAAAUCAAGAAUCUAUUGUGGUGGCUACUCAUAGAAUUCCAUUGUGGAUUGCAACUCUGCGUUUAAGAAGGUUAUUUCAACAAUGUAAACAAACCACAUCGAUUGAUUCCAAUGGAAAUUGCAAAAUAUUAUUUCCAGUGAUUGAAAUUUCAAAUCAAUUUGAAGCGAAAAUGCUAUUGAGUGUUCAUGAAAUGAUUCCUUUAAUUUUUGAAUUAAUUAUCAUGUAUUUGAGUUGCCCAAUGUUAUUAUUCAAAUGGAUGGACGAAACUGAACCUCAUAAUAUUCGAGAAUUAUUCGAUGAUCAUAAUAUCAGUACGAUACAACUGUUCACAUGUUGUGAAAUGAUUUCACAAAAAGUUUUUGCAUUUCUCACGGACUUUUCGACCAAUGUCGAAACUCAGAAUACUAUUGAAAAGGAUCAAAAGAUUUCCAUCCAUGAAAUUAAGAACACGAAGGCCAUGUCAAAUAUUGCUUCGUAUUGGAUGACCAUGGAAUUGUUGGAUGAUAAGCACUUGAAUGACAUUUUAACUUUUUCAAAGAGAACUCAAGAACUCACUCUAUUCAAACAAACAGUGUCACUACUGGCAAGAAAAGUCACCGAAGAAAAUACUUACUCAUUCUUCAAAAUUGCACAAGAAUUGAAAAUUGACACGCUCACUGAAUUGUGUAAUCUCUACACACAAUACUCGAAGUUUAAAGAAGAAAGUUCUCAAACAAAAACCACCAGAAGAAGAUCCCUUGCAAUGGUCAUGUUGAAAAAAACACCAAGUGAAGUCUCACUCACCAACUCUCCCUUUCAAUUUACAAAACGAUCGUAUUAUGACACUUCAGAAAUGGAAUUUGCACUUGCUCAAAUUUCAAGUGGAAAAUCCAUGCAAAUUCGUGUGUGGAUUUGUGGAGGAAGAAAACCUGGUAAAACAUCCUUGGUGUGUCGAUACAUGUUCGGAAAAUUUGAUGUCACCUAUGACACGAGCAUUAGUGAGAGUUAUCGAAAAUUGGAAGGAAAUUUUGUGAUUGAUCUAAUGGAUUCGAGUGGACAAACUCCUUCCUCUGAAGUGAAUAAUAUUGAACUCGUUAGAAGUUGUGAUAUUUUCGUGGUGUGCUACAGUGUGAAAGACAAGAAUAGUUUUUCAAUGGUUGAAGAUUACAUUCAAAAUUUCAAAAUACUCAAGGACAAUACAGAUCCUAUCAUUAUCAUUGCAGCUCUACAAUGUGACUCACCAAGGAGUAUGUGGCAAACAACCACAGAUGCAGGUUUACAGCUCGCCCAACAACACUCAGCUCUAUUCUUUGAAGUUUCCAGUUAUUUGGGUGUCCAUGUGAGAGAUGUUUUCGUGAGUGGCAUUUUGGAACACUGCAGACAAUGUUCUUUGAGGUAA
Naegleria fowleri is the source of this 2112-nucleotide messenger RNA. RefSeq lists its product as uncharacterized. Gene Ontology annotation, biological process: signal transduction. The transcript has 4 exons. The coding region runs from base 1 to 2112 and encodes 703 amino acids. Gene Ontology annotation, cellular component: plasma membrane. Gene Ontology annotation, molecular function: GDP binding; GTP binding; GTPase activity. The record is from RefSeq and is a predicted model, not a curated record. Lineage: Eukaryota; Heterolobosea; Eutetramitea; Acrasida; Naegleriidae.